GUGAUCCUAUAACUUAUUACAAGCCUAGAAGGUAAAAAAUUCAUAAACUAGAGGUGAAAACAAUGAAGUCUAUAAUAAAUAAUGGCGCAUUGGCAUUAUAUUUCUUCAUUUGCAUCUCUUUCUUUCCUUUAUUAAACGCUGAAAACAAACUAGUUACCGUAUCUUGUCAAAAGGUUAAGGAAAAGGAUCUUUGCCUCUCAAGGCUAGGUGCUGAACCGGCCAGCCAAGACGCUAAGGACGUAGCCGCUCUCGCGUUGAUUGCGAUCAAUGUCGCCUCCAGCAACGGCUCGGAAACCGCAUCCUUCAUCCGGCAGACACUCUCGGAAAGCGCAGAACUUUUAGCGCCUACCACGGAGCAGAAUUUCGAAGAUUGCUCGGAGAAUUUCGAAGACGCGAUGCAGGACCUCGAUGAUGCAUUGGCACUCGUUACAUCGAGGGAUUUCAAAGGUAUGAGAAACGAGGUGGGAACUGCACUGGACGAUGCCAAUGAGUGCGCGUCCGCGUUGAAUCAAGGUGAAGGAAAAGACCUGGAGCUGUUUAAUAAGACUAAUACCUUCCUCCAACUAUGUUCUAUUGUCGAUGACCUCGCCAAUAUUUUGGCUCCGAGUCAUGACGGUGACAGUUUGGCUCCAAAUUCCGACAACGGUGACAGUUUGGCUCCGAAUUACGACAACGACGAUGUUUUGGCUCCGAAUUAAGUUAUAUACCCGCCUAGCUUCAUUUCCCUACUGCAACAUAAUUAAUAUUCUUGCAUGUUUAUGAUUUCCAUUCGGUUCGUACGUUAACUUUUUAAAAUUUAA
Molecule: messenger RNA, 800 nt
Organism: Hibiscus syriacus
Lineage: Eukaryota; Viridiplantae; Streptophyta; Magnoliopsida; Malvales; Malvaceae
Exons: 1
Coding region: 63-698 (211 amino acids)
Molecular function (GO): enzyme inhibitor activity
Source: RefSeq, a predicted model, not a curated record